Messenger RNA from Cyprinodon tularosa, 3481 nucleotides. It is a transcript of the gene adamts17, whose product is annotated as ADAM metallopeptidase with thrombospondin type 1 motif, 17. The transcript has 23 exons. Gene Ontology annotation, cellular component: extracellular matrix. The record is from RefSeq and is a predicted model, not a curated record. Bases 176 to 3337 code for a protein of 1053 amino acids. Gene Ontology annotation, biological process: extracellular matrix organization; proteolysis. NCBI's taxonomy places the organism in Eukaryota, Metazoa, Chordata, Actinopteri, Cyprinodontiformes, Cyprinodontidae. Gene Ontology annotation, molecular function: metalloendopeptidase activity.
CGAGACAGUUCCCUGCUCUGUAGGCGGGUCCAGUCUGGUUACUAAACCGUUUUCCUCAACUGCAGGAAAUCUGUCCCGUUAAGUCGUGACCGUCCACGGUUCACGCGUCCUUUACAGUAAACCCAGCCGCCUGAUCCACGCUGCAGAGCCGCUUUUUAUCUAUUUCUUUUUUAUCAUGUGCAACAGCCAUGUUCUUCAGCUGCUCCUCUGUCUGCUCUGCACCGGACUGACGGCUCAGGUGGAUCUGGAAACAGACGAGGUGGUUCCCAAGCUGCUAUCCAGGCAGGAGGUGUACCUGUCAGAGGAUCCUAUCUACAGGCUACGACGCCAUCACCAAUGGCCCCUGGAUUUCUCGAGUAAACAACAUUCUGUGGCAGAGAACCUUAUUGUGUCGCUGUCGGCUUUUGGAAGGAGUCUAUAUCUUAACUUAACGAGAGACCUCAAAAUUCUUUCCAGAGACUUUGUUGUAGAGGAAAGGCUCAGGAACCAAACUGUAGUAGUCAGACCUUUUUCCAUGAAGCAGCUCUGUUUGUACUCUGGCUUUAUCAUCAACCAUACAGACUCUCUGGCAUCACUGAGCACCUGUGGCGGUUUGACUGGGCUAAUUCAGAUUGGGGAAGACAGCCUGUUCAUCCAGCCGCUGGGUGAACAUGAUCCGUCACAUUCGUUCUCUGGAAUCAAACACCAGCUGAUCCGACAUCGCUGCUCACCAAAGAACAACCCUGGGCAAUGUGCUGGCCGGCCCGUCAACUGUGGGACCAUCGAAGGAGAUAAACCGAAGAAGAAACCAAAACGAGGUGAAGACGUUCGCAGGAAGAGGAACACAAUGAACUUGGACAAAACAUUGACCUUAGAGACGGUGGUGGUGGCAGACUUUAACAUGGUGCAGUAUCAUGGUGCUGAAGUGGCAAAAAGAUUCCUGCUCACUAUCAUGAACAUGGUUGACAGCAUGUUUCAGCACAAGAGUCUGGGCGUUAAGAUCAACAUAAGAGUCAGUAAACUGGUGUUGCUUCACAGCCGCCCGGAAAGUUUGAAGAUAAGCCACCAUGGGCAAAGGUCUCUGGAGAGCUUUUGUCUGUGGCAACAGCGGGAGUUUGGAAUCCCUCGGUACCUUGGUACCAACCGCAUUACAGGUGGAAGGUACGGCGUCGCACCGGUGGACACUGCUGUGCUGGUCACCAGGACUGAUUUCUGUGUUUAUAAAGAUGAACCCUGUGAUACAGUCGGUAUAGCUUAUCUGGGUGGUGCUUGCAGUGCUAAGAGGAAGUGCGUAUUAGCGGAGGACAAUGGCCUUAAUUUGGCCUUCACCAUUGCUCACGAGCUUGGGCACAACAUGGGGAUGACCCAUGAUGACGACCAUGCCAACUGCACUAGCCACUCCCACAUCAUGUCUGGUGAAUGGGUGAAAGGAAGAAACCCGAGCAAUCUGUCAUGGUCGUCCUGCAGCCGCAACGACCUACAGAACUUUCUCAGAUCUGGAGCUAGCAUGUGCCUACGUUACACGGACCCCAGGAGCCGUCACUCGAUCCGCCUGUCUUCCAAGCUUCCAGGGAUGCACUACAGCGCAGACGAACAGUGCCAGAUCCUGUUUGGAACCAAUGCUACUUUCUGCACCGACAUGGAGCAUCUUAUGUGUGCUGGCCUGUGGUGUUUAGUAGAUGGGGAUCCAUCAUGUAAGACAAAACUAGAUCCUCCUCUGGAAGGAACAGAGUGUGGAACAGACAAGUGGUGCAGAGGAGGACAGUGUGUGAGUAAGGCACCCAUUCCUCAACAUGUGGAUGGAGAUUGGGGUCCUUGGAGUCAGUGGAGCAUGUGUAGUCGCACCUGUGGCACCGGGGUCCAGUUCAGACAGAGGAAGUGUGACAACCCCCCGCCUGGCCCAGAUGGGCGGCACUGUCCAGAAGCCAGUGUGGAGCACAAGGCUUGUCAAGGCCAGCCUUGUCCCAAAGGGGCCCCGAGUUUCAGAGACCUGCAGUGUCUUUCAUAUGACCAACAUGGCAGCAAGAUGAAGGGCGGACUGCUGACUGCUUUUAUUGAUGAUGAUAAGCCAUGUAUGUUGUUCUGCAGCCCUGUGGAUCAUAGCGUCCCAGUCCUGAUGGCCGAUAAAGUUAUUGAUGGGACACCCUGUGGACCUUAUGAGUCUGAUCUCUGUAUUAAAGGGAGUUGUAAGAAAAUCGGCUGUGAUGGCAUCAUUGGCUCCUCAGCAAAGGAAGAUGCUUGUGGUGUUUGCAAUGGAAAUGGAGACUCUUGUAAAAUUGUAAAAGGAGACUUCAACUACACCAAGGGAAUGGGCUACAUUGAGGCUGUGGUGAUUCCUGCAGGAGCAUGGAGAAUCAAAGUCAUGGAGGACAAACCUCUGCAAAGCUUUCUGGCUCUGAAAGACUCCAGCAAGAGAUCCAUCAACAGUGAUUGGAAGAUUGAACUUCCUGGAGACUUUGAGCUGGCUGGGACCACGGUGCGUUAUGUGAGAAGAGGACUGUGGGAGAAAAUCUCUGCCAAAGGACCGACUAAAACUCCCUUACACCUGAUGGUUCUGCUGUUUCAUGACCAGAGCUAUGGAAUCCACUAUGAGUACACCAUACCUCUGAACACAAGCCAGGACCGGGUCAAUGAGAAACAGACGGAGCCACAGAGCCUCUAUAUCUGGGCUCACAGCAGCUGGCAGAACUGUACUGUCCAUUGUGGAGGAGGUGAGAGGAGCACAGUGGUUUCCUGUAUGCAGAUAGUCAAUGGCAGCAUGGAAGUCGUCAGUAAUGACUAUUGUCGCUCCGAGACCCGGCCCCGGCCCAAGGUGCAGCACUGCAACACUCUGCCCUGCCAAUACAGGUGGAUGACAGGUGAGUGGGGACCCUGCUCUGUGUCCUGUGGUCGGGGUCUGCAGCAGAGAGAGGUGUCUUGUGUUUACCCCUCACUAAAUGGCUCACUCAUGCACACCAAGGACUCGUACUGCAAUGGAGAAAAACCUAAGGUCCAACGGGGCUGUGAGGUCGACCCCUGCCCUUCGACGUGGGAGGCUUCCGAGUGGUCAGAGUGUUCAUCAGAGUGCGGUCAGGGUGUUCGCAGAAGGACAGUGCGGUGCAAAAACCCAGAAGGGGGCUGUGAUCCUUCCUCUGAGCCAAGUCAGGAAGAGCCUUGUGAGAACGAGUCUGGAUGCUACCAGUGGAGAUUUGGAGACUGGUCCAAGUGUUCAUCUACAUGUGGAAAAGGUCUGCAAUCACGAGUGGUGCAGUGUAUGCACAAGGACACCGGUCGUCAUGGAGACAGCUGUCCGUUAAUUUUGAGGCCGCCGAUUUACCGAUCCUGUUUCCGGGAAUAUUGCUUCAAUAAAGAUGCCUGAAGGAAAGCUGAUUGGAUAAGCUGGUUUUGCUCUGCAGCCCCACAGCUGAUUGAGGAGAAGAGAAGAACGUUUCUCAGCAGCUGCUUGUAUGGAGUCAGCUUCUCUCUGUUUGGGAGUGAAAAGGACCAACAGGGGGCCAGUCCC